Molecule: messenger RNA, 1845 nt
Organism: Odobenus rosmarus divergens (Pacific walrus)
Lineage: Eukaryota; Metazoa; Chordata; Mammalia; Carnivora; Odobenidae
Gene: TFB2M
Product: transcription factor B2, mitochondrial
Exons: 8
Coding region: 130-1335 (401 amino acids)
Biological process (GO): rRNA methylation; transcription initiation at mitochondrial promoter
Cellular component (GO): mitochondrial matrix
Molecular function (GO): mitochondrial transcription factor activity; rRNA (adenine-N6,N6-)-dimethyltransferase activity
Source: RefSeq, a predicted model, not a curated record
GCAUGCGCAGUUUGGUGUCUAGUCCUGCCCGGCCUAGUCGGCUGGUAGGAGGAUGUUACACGUGGAGGUCUCUGUACGGAGCUCGCUGACGCUCUCCGGUGACGCUGGGACAGAACUUAGAGGCUGAAGAUGUCGGUCCCGGUGGCGGGGCUCCCGCCGCGGCUAGCGCUCUCAGCCUUUGCCGGCGCUGGUCGCUUUUGCGUGUUGGGGUCGGGAGCGGCGAGGUGGAGGGGCGUCCGCGCCGGGCACCGCCGAGGUUUGUCUGACCUCCACCUGCAGCUGGUGCCUAGUCAGGGUUUCAGAGACUCGCCCUCUUGGUUGCCCAAGUACCGCUCAGAGCCCAAGAGUUACGUAACCAGUCCGAAACUGGCCACGACCUUGGUGCAGAUCCUGAAGAAAGAACGGAAAAACCCUGACCAACUCUUCCUGGAGUGCAAUCCAGGUCCUGGAAUCCUGACUCAAGCAUUACUUGAAAGCAAGGCCAAAGUGAUUGCCCUUGAAAGUAACAGAACUUUUCUUCCACAUUUGGAGUCCCUGCGCAAAAAGGUGAAUGGAAAACUAGAAGUGGUCUACUGUGACUUCUUUAAAAUGGAUCCUAGAAAUUUUGGAAUAGUAAAACCUCCCAUUAUGAUUUCAGAAACGCUUUUUCGGCAUUUGGGAAUAGAAGCGGUUCCUUGGUCAGAAGAUACCCCAUUAAGAGUAGUUGGAAUCUUCCCAGCGAAAAAUGAGAAAAAGAUACUUUGGAAGCUUUUAUAUGACCUAUAUUCUUCUACUUCUGUAUAUAGUUAUGGGCGAGUGGAACUAAAUAUGUUUAUUACUGAAAGGGAAUACGAGAAACUGGUGGCAAGUCCCGAAAAUCCACACUUGUAUCAAGCGUUAAGUGUGCUCUGGCAAGUAGCUUGUAAGAUUAAGCUUCUGCAUGUGGAGCCUUGGUCCUCAUUUGGUGUAUACGGCCAAAGUGGGAGACAGGAAAAGCUGAAGAAUAAGAAACCAUUAGAAAAAAUAAAUAAACAAGUAGGACAAAACAUGUGUUUAAUUCAACUGACUCCUCUUCCGAAUUUAUUUACAGAAAAUUUAACAUCUGUUAACUAUGAUGUAUUUUUUCACAUGUUAAAGCAGUGUUUUAUGAAGCGUAAUUUCAAGCUAAUGGACCAUUUACAGUUAUUGAGUCCAGUUAAUGCAACAGCUAUAUUGAAGCAAAUAGAGAAACAUGGAGACAUGAAAAUAACAGAUCUGUACCCUCAAGACUUUAAACAGCUUUUUGAAACUAUAGAGUGUUCCAAAGAAUCUUGUAGGUGGCUAUUUGAUGAUUGCAUGGAAGAGAUGAUCAUAUAGGGAACUUGACUGGCCCACAUUAGCUGGAGCCAUUGAUUUAUUUGGAAAUUAUGACACAAAUGGAAGAGAACUAAGUUUGAAAAGCUUCCAGCCUUUCAACAGAAGAUAACUGUUCUUGUUUUGCAGAUGGGACAGGUAACUUCUUCUGAAGGUGAUACCUUUAGUAAACUGGAUAAAACCAUGGCUGCUAUUUUAUUCACAAAAAAUAAAAUGAAAACUUAGUUAAUUGUGGAUUUGAUCAGAUUGCAUUUGUUUUGUUUUAAAUUCCUAACUUCUGUAGACAUACUGGUAGUUGUAGGGUAUUGCCAGAUGAAAUUUAAUUUUAAAAAUCCCUUUGGCCCAGCGUGCCUGGCUGGCUCAGUCAGUAGAGUGUGUGACUUGAUCUCAGGGUUGUGAGUUUAAGCCCCACGUUGGGGGUAGAGCUUACUUAAAAAAAAUCCCUUUGGUCAAAUAUCUUACAUUGUAUUAACUUAAAUAUUCCAUUUUCACUGUUGAUUUUUGCUUCUUCCU